Molecule: messenger RNA, 2490 nt
Organism: Penicillium diatomitis
Lineage: Eukaryota; Fungi; Ascomycota; Eurotiomycetes; Eurotiales; Aspergillaceae
Exons: 3
Coding region: 1-2490 (829 amino acids)
Molecular function (GO): ATP hydrolysis activity; ATP binding
Source: RefSeq, a predicted model, not a curated record
AUGAUGCGCCCACGGCCCGCGUCUUCUUUGCAGAAGACAUACGAUGAAUGCUAUCUCGCGUGCUCGACUGCGGUCUACUUUGAAGGUCAAAAUAAUGAAGAUGAAGCAUUACGAUCGUGGAAAUCGGCGCUCGAGACAAUCAAUUAUCAUAAUGCCCGUCGGCUACCCUCGACAUAUACACCCAAGUCUGAGACGGAACGAGCGCUGCAAGAUUCCAUCCGCGCAUUAGAAACUCAAUGCCGAGACCGGGUCGAGCUGCUGGAAGCUCUUCGCGAAAGCCGUAAAGAGUCGGCCGAGGCCAAUGGCAGCAAAGAACCUUCGACUCUCAAGAAUUGGAGGCUCCCUUACCAUAUGAAACGUUCUCCGUCGUCAAAUCACUCACCGGGCUAUAUUGGAGAUGGAACAAUCCCCGCUGUCGGUUAUACCGACUUGUCCAAGCCUGCCGCAAUACCCGGGCAUCGAGGCGCCGCUAAGCCCACGCCCGACUCUCAGGCUUUGGUGGAUGAGGCCCCCGCCUUGGAGGCGCCGGCUCUACGAGUGGAGUCCAACUCGUCAGACGUGAACAAGUCCCGAGGUUCAAGCCCCGAGAGACGGAAAGGGAUGUUGACAACUUUACGAAACAAAGAAGGAAAGAAGAACAAAACCAGCUCAAAAAGGAAAGAUAAGAAGGAAACCAGACCGGCCGCGUCAAAAGCAGCAGGUUUGGCGUGGGGAAGUAUAUACCGGACGCCAUCGAGAGAGAAGACUCAUAGCGAAGCGAUGUUGGCUUCUCGACAGAUGGUCACUCGUGACCCCAAUUUCCGGCGUGAUGUCGAGCCCCGAACCAGCUCUGGUGAUGAACCUGUGCCCUCAAGAAAGUCCACACCACGAAAGACCGACUCCUCAACGGACCAGAUUCCCGCGGCGCACUGGCGUGAGCCCCAGCUCCCAACUGCCUCGAGCAGGCGUUCCCCCAAACCUUCGACAUCGACAUCGACAUCGACACCGCUGUCUCCGCGAAGACCUCCGUUGUCUGCCCAGGGCCAUCACUCGUUCUCGCCUCCAUCUUCAUCCGGUCAAAUCUCCAUGCCGGAUCCGAAAGAUUUCACACGGUCCUCCACGUCCUCCCCUGUUCCCAAGCCCUCAGUUAAGCCCAAACCCGCCGGUCUUCGAAGUUCAUUGGCGCCUCCCACGAAACCUACUCCCGCCAAGUCAGAAGGCAGUUCGCCUUCUGCAACACCUCGGCAGGAACGGAACGCUCAUUUACCGAGCAGCAAAUCACGCACUAAAUCUGCCCCGUUGGCACCACCCACUAGACCUCCAGCGACCAACUCACCGUCUUCAAGAACUGGGGCAAGCCGACAUGCCGCAGCUCACGCCAACUCCUCUCUUCCUUCAACGAAAGAGGAAAAAUCGGUGCGACGAAAACCGCCUGCGCCAAAACGCCAAGAAACGCCGCCAUCAAGUGAUCCGGAAUCUUGGGAGCAGCGAUCCUCCUCCUCCGAUCCGGACGACGAGGACGAGGAUGAUGAAAACACAGAUGUCACAAAGAUCUUGGGCAAGCUGCCCAAAGGAAUCGACUUGCAGUCGGCUCGACAAAUCCUGAAUGACAUCGUCGUCCGCGGAGAUGAAGUACAUUGGGAGGAUAUUGCGGGACUCGAUGGAGCAAAGAAAGCGCUCAAGGAGGCUGUGGUGUACCCCUUCCUCAGACCGGACUUGUUCUCGGGGCUUCGUGAGCCCGCUCGCGGCAUGCUUCUCUUUGGCCCUCCAGGCACGGGCAAAACCAUGCUGGCCCGUGCAGUAGCAACUGAAUCGAAAUCCACCUUCUUCUCCGUCUCUGCGUCCAGUUUGACGUCCAAAUGGCACGGCGAGAGUGAGAAGCUCGUGCGUGCCCUGUUCGGGCUCGCCAAGGUCCUCGCGCCCUCUAUCAUCUUCGUGGAUGAGAUUGACUCAUUACUCUCCACGCGGUCCUCGAGCUCCGAGCAUGAGGCGUCUCGACGAUCGAAAACCGAGUUUCUUAUUCAAUGGUCCGACCUUCAACGUGCCGCAGCCGGCCGUGAGGUAUCUGCGCGUGAAAAGAAGAUGGGAGACGCCAGUCGCGUGCUAGUCUUGGCUGCCACCAACAUGCCUUGGGACAUUGACGAAGCCGCGAGACGCCGAUUCGUACGGCGACAAUAUAUCCCACUUCCAGAGCAUCAUGUGCGUGAGCAGCAGCUACGUAGGUUACUGAGCCAUCAACACCACCAGCUCAGUGAUGCCGAUAUACAGACUCUUGUAGAAAACACAGAGGGCUUCUCCGGCUCCGACAUCACAGCCCUUGCCAAAGACGCGGCCAUGGGCCCUCUUCGUAAUCUCGGCGAAGCUCUACUUCACACUCCGAUGGAUCAAAUCCGAGCCAUCGAAGUUGGAGAUUUCGAGGCCAGUUUGACGUCAAUCAGACCAAGCGUAUCAUCGACAGGUCUCCGUCAGUAUGAAGAGUGGGCGAGAGAAUUUGGUGAGCGUGGCGGAUGA